Molecule: messenger RNA, 4230 nt
Organism: Psammomys obesus (fat sand rat)
Lineage: Eukaryota; Metazoa; Chordata; Mammalia; Rodentia; Muridae
Gene: Ak4
Product: adenylate kinase 4
Exons: 6
Coding region: 340-1011 (223 amino acids)
Biological process (GO): nucleobase-containing compound metabolic process
Cellular component (GO): mitochondrion; cytoplasm
Molecular function (GO): nucleoside diphosphate kinase activity; AMP kinase activity; ATP binding
Source: RefSeq, a predicted model, not a curated record
GGGUCCCCAGGCGGUUCCUCUCUCUCUGGGCGUCUCCGUCUCUGCUCACCCCCGCAGGCUCAGCCAGGCCCCGGACACGCCGGGAGGCGAGAGGAGGGGGCGCGGCGGCGGCGGUAGCGCGGAGCCGGCUCCGGUCUUACGUAAGAAACGGGUCCCCGCGCGGCCAGCCGGGCAGAGAGGCGGCGGCGCCGCCCAGCGGGAUCCGGGCUGAGUGUGGCCGCGCUUCCCUCUCGGCCGAGGGGUGGCAGGCGAGUCCCCGCGUGCGGAGGGUGCCGAGGCAGGGGCCGCUGGGCAAAGUGCGCGGGCUGCCUUCCCGGCCACCCUCUCCCCGUCAGAGCCAUGGCUUCCAAACUCCUGCGCGCGGUCAUCCUCGGGCCGCCCGGCUCUGGCAAGGGCACCGUAUGCCAGAGGAUCGCUCAGAACUUUGGCCUCCAGCAUCUCUCCAGCGGCCACUUCUUGCGUGAGAAUCUCAACGCCAACACGGAAGUUGGGCACGAAGCAAAGCAGUACCUAGAAAAAGGUCUUCUGGUUCCAGAUCAUGUGAUCACACGUCUGAUGAUGUCAGAACUGGAGACCCGGAGUGCCCAGCACUGGCUGUUAGAUGGGUUCCCAAGGACAUUAGUGCAAGCAGAAGCCCUGGACAAAAUCUGUGAUGUGGACCUAGUGAUCAGUUUGAAUAUUCCUUUUGAGACUCUUAAAGAUCGCCUGAGCCGACGGUGGAUUCAUCCUUCCAGUGGGAGGGUCUACAACCUGGACUUCAACCCGCCUCAAGUGUUGGGAAUCGAUGACAUCACUGGCGAGGCACUCGUCCAACAGGAGGACGACAAACCUGAAGCCGUUGCUGCCAAGCUGCGACGGUACAAGGAUGCGGCCAAACCGGUCAUCGAGCUGUACAAGAGCCGUGGAGUCCUCCACCAGUUUUCUGGGACAGAGACUAACAGAAUCUGGCCUCAUGUUUACUCACUUUUCUCGAACAAGAUCGCACCCAUUCAAUCCAAAGAAGCAUACUGAGCCGAGCCUGCCAUCGGAAGAGCCAAGGAGGUGUUGUCGGUCACUCAGCCGUGCGUGGCGUCUUGGUGCCCUGGCCAAAUUAGAAGCUAGCUGAGAUAGCUUGCAGCAUCUUUUCUAGUUUAAGUGAUGAAGUGAUGAGGAAAAUCUAGUGGGUAGGAAGGAUUCAUGAAGAAAGAAACCCUCCUCUGCCUUUUGAAGAGAAGGUAUAGCUCUGCAGCUGUGUCACACCCCUCACAGGAAAGCAAGGGCAGACUGGAUUUCCACCGGCGUUAAGCCUACACUCUGCACGGGCUGACAGCCAUGUGCUUGCAUAGCCUUUUUGCAUGCAACAGUGGGCUUUCUGGCCUAUAACCACCUUCUACAGGCUAUUAAGCCACAGCACCGUCAGCCUGAGAACGUGAAGGUGCGUGGUCAUGGCUUGUCCACCGCCAUACCCUCUGACAACUGAAUUGACGCUGAUUGCACUCAAUGGCUGCUUUCUCCCUCCGAUCUCGAUCUCAGAAAUCCUAGAUUCUGUUGACUGUAUCUCAUCCGCUUGCUCCCUUCCCAGGCUAUUCAGUAACAUGGUAGUUUCUGCAUUCACCCUUCUAACUUCUGAGAACUAGGUGACUAGAUCCAGUCCCUUCCUUCAUACUGGGAACUUAGCUGGGCGGAAGGCUUCCUUUGCUAAACAGCUGCUCUGACUGUCUUGAGCCCACUCUGUACCUUUUAUUGUUUUAAAAAGAUUCCUCAACGUCUUCAGAAGAAGGGGCAGGGGAGAAAAGGAAAGAAAUGCCCACUUAUGGAAAUUGGGGUGAUUGUAUCUUCUAUAUGGAAGUAAUUGUAUAGAAAUCACUGGACUAAUAAGAUGGCUGGGUUCAAGGCUGAACAUCUGCUAAAUAUCGAUGCUGCCAGCAUUUCUUCUGUGAGUGAUCCAGGCAGACCGGGAGAAGUCAGUAAAGGGAACAAGCCUGUGGGCUUGGAUGGAGCAUCUUGCACUAGAUGAACAUAGACCUGCACUGAGUAAGGCAGCUUUACUGUUUUGGGAACGCAGAAUCUUUUUGUUUUCUCCCUAUUCCAAAGACUCAGUCUGUAGGUGGCCAUGAAGUCCAGAAAUGAAGAUACUAAUAUUUUGUCAAUGAUUAUAUGUCAAUAAAGCAUUUGUUAAAAGAUUUUUUUCUGGUUUCCAGACUUGUUGGCCACCUUGUAUACUUUUUACUCUUCUGGGAAGAACAGUGAAAUGUCUUCCUUUUGCCUUAAAAAAAGUGUCCUGCCUCUGCCUGUCCCCAGGAAGCGUCCUUUAUCACCGGCAGUGAUUUUUAGUGUGAAUCUCACAGUCUGGUUGGGGGCAGGGUUUGGGGUGGACUCAGCACUUUAGUGGAAACGGACAUUACUACGCUCUGAAGGGGUCACGGGAGUCCCCAGUCCUUCACUGCCAUAUGUUCUGUGUGCUGAUGAGUCCGUCUUUGGCAUGGCACUGCCCAGACUCUUGUGUCUUCUUAGUUGUCCUUCCGUGUGCAUGUUCUCUGGCCGCCUGUGAGGAGAUGCAGACCAGCACCCCCUCAAAGAGCUGAGGUGCAGCGGUGCGGCUCAGAUCUGACCUCUUGGCAUUGUCACGAUGCUGAGCAGUUUGGAAGCUUGCAUUUGGACGUCACUUGGUAGGGAUGGGGUGAUAAAAGCCCAGGGUUCUCGGGGAAGCAGGCCAGGUGUGGGAAACAUAUAGGUUAGAGUAGGGUCGCCCUCAGAUGACUGGGAAGUAGAGAGGUAAAGGGGUUCAGGGUAGUUCAAAAGAAGGGGACAAUAACAGCAAAUUCCUUUUCCCUCUUGUAGGGAUUGGGGAGAGCAAUAGGGUGUGAGCAAAUUCUUGCCUACACACUCUUGUUUCUCUACGCAUUACAAGCUCAGUAGACUAAGGCAGCCAGCACUGGGGACACGAUCUCGGAUCUCGGCAGCAAGGGCGGAAACACAUCUUUUCCAAGAUCUUGGCCGAUUUUCAUGUCCGUUGACUUAAAAAACGAUACUUUCUGCGGCAGACUUGGCUGUUCUUUUCUACAUGAUUUUUUUUUUAAAUGAACAUUAAUACUGAAAGUAUAUUGACAAAGGUAGAAUGAAUCUUCCCAGCAUCCCAUGAGGCAGACACAAUCACUCCUUCCUAUAAACAAGGAGUCCAGGGUACGAAGUCUUGACCCAGGCUUUUGAUAAAAGUAAAACAGUACAGCUAUAGUUCAGUCCCAGGUUUUCCCUGAUUCAAGAACCCUUGGCCUUUUACUGCAUUUUAGCUGUAUGUCUUUUGGCCUAAGCAAGCCAGGGACACGAGCCUGCUAGGGUCUGCUUGUGGGCUCAGAGCAGCAGACAUCACUGGAGUGGCAGCAUUGCUAAGGAAGUUGCUAAAUACAAGGGUUCCAGGCAGACUUAAGUUUAAUCCUAGGCUAAUCUGCCUCAAUUCCAGCUGUCAGGAAACCAUGAAGCCAUAAAGAUAAGGGGAUCUAUUAAAACAUUAAAAUUAACCAUAAAAUGCCAUUCCUUAUUUUGGUGUGGUGAACUGCACAAUUCUUGCCAGAAUAAAUGCCAUCAACUGUGCCUCCGGGCACUCGGUUUGACCAUUCUGCUUGUGGUUGGGGUAUGAGGGAGACAGGCUAAGCCUUUCGCUCAGGUGGCAAAGGUCCACAUGUAGCAUUCAUAUGGACCCCCUCUAGUGACAAUAAGAAGGACAGUGUCUUCCAGUAAAGGGUUCUUGUUUAUAAGACCUUUGAAAAGCACAUUGCACCUUGUCUCGGAUUCAGGAAAAAGGGAAGAAAUGGAAAACCUGGCCUGUGUGUAAGCUGCAAGAAAUGGUAGGGCUCAAUGCUUUUUUUUUUUUUUUUUUUUUAAAGGAGAGUUUAUACUACUGAAGUUAUGCAUUUUGUUUUUUAGCUGAACGGAUCCCUGGGGGGAUUAUGUUGAGCUAAAAUUGUAUUUCACUGUGAUCCUUCAAGUUCAAGCCAAUCUCCUAACCUAAUCUGAUCUUUAGUUUCCCAGGAGCCAACAGGUCAGCUUUUCUUCUGUGUGACAGUUGGUGUUCCUCUUGAUUUUGGCAUAUGUGCUUAAUUCAGAGUAUCUGAGUCUGUUCUGUCUGUGUAUGUUAUCGCCUAGCUAUUAUUCAUUGUAUUAACUGAUUUUUGUUAUCUUGCCUACGAUUGAUUUGUAUUCAUUGAAUUUGGUAGAAAUAAACGUUUUUCUGCUUAAUAUGCAAUCAACUGA